Lampris incognitus (smalleye Pacific opah) is the source of this 5379-nucleotide messenger RNA. It is a transcript of the gene fhip1aa, whose product is annotated as FHF complex subunit HOOK interacting protein 1Aa. Lineage: Eukaryota; Metazoa; Chordata; Actinopteri; Lampriformes; Lampridae. The record is from RefSeq and is a predicted model, not a curated record.
UGGGCCUCCAUGAUUGUCAACAGAAACCGGGAUCGACAGUCUGUGGUCCUGAAAGGGGUGGACCCGGAGACCUGUAUGAUUGUGUUCAAGAACCACUGGGCUCAGGUUGUGAAGAUUUUGGAGAAGCAUGACCCUCUGCGCAGUAGCUCCAGCCUGCCCUCACUGGGUGUCAUCAGCCUCAGCACCAGCUCUGGUGGCGGUCUCCGUUUUAGCCCUAUCCCUGGCGACGAGGCCAAUGCCGUGCAGAACUACGUGGAACACAUGCUCUUCCUGCUAAUAGAGGAGGAGAGUGGCCAGGCAGGGGCCAUGGGCCCCAUCCUGGAGUUUGUGGUGAUGGAGAACGUGAUGGAGCGCCUUUUUGUCUGGAGCCUCCGACGAGAGUUCACGGAUAACAUGAAGCUGGAGCAGCUGAAGAUGUACGAGAUGCUGGUGGGCCAAGCACGCCAGCCGCUGCUGCACCACAAGCCCAUCCUGCGACCGCUCAUGAUGCUGCUGUCUUCCUGCUCUGGCACAGCAGCGCCUGAUGUAGAGACCGAGCUGGUGCUUUUGCUUAACCAGCUGUGCUGCAUCUUGGCCAAAGACCCCUCGGUGCUAGAGCUCUUCUUCCAUACCAGCGAGGACCAGGGAGCGGCCAACUUCCUGAUCUUCUCCCUGCUCAUUCCUUUCAUCCACAGGGAAGGCACCGUCGGCCAGCAGGCCAGAGACGCCUUGCUGCUCAUCAUGUCAUUGUCUGCUGAGAACGAACGUGUGGCCAAACACAUUGCAGAGAACACAUACUUCUGUCCGGUGCUAGCCACAGGGCUGAGUGGCUUAUACUCAUCUCUGCCCACUAAACUGGAGGUGCCGAACGAAGAGUGGCAUUGUCUCCACAGGGACGACUGGCAAAAGAUGCCCGCCCUCGUCCAGUUCCUCAACUCGCUGGAAUUCUGCAAUGCUGUCAUACAGGUGGCCCACCCCAGUAUCAGAGACCAGCUGGUUAGUUACAUCUACAAUGGAUUCUUAGUGCCUGUCCUAGCACCAGCUCUUCAUAAGCUGACCUUAGAAGAGGUGAUGACCACCACAGCCUACCUUGACCUGUUCCUGAGGAGCAUUUCUGAGCCAGCCCUGCUGCAGACAUUUCUCUCCUUCAUUCUCCUCCACCGACAUGAGAACGUUCAACUCCUGGAUACACUGGUCAGCCGUAUCAACACCCCCUUCCAGCUGGGCAUCGUUUCACUGGCACUGUUCCGCACUCUCAUCGGCUUAUACUGUGAGGAUGUGAUGCUGCAGCUCAUACUGAGGUACCUGAUCCCUUGUAAUCACAUGAUGUUGAGUCAGAGACGUGUGGUAAGGGAGAGGGACUGCUACUCGGUGUCAGCAGCGAAGAUCCUCUCUCUAACACCAUCGUGCUGCUCACCAGAAAACAGCCCCCCACCGCUCCGACAGCUCCACUCAAUCCAUUGGUCCAAGGGCACAGAGAGUCCCGGCAACGCCGGCACCACGGAGAAAAAGGAGAACUUCUUGGACGAGGACAGCUCGGGCAACUCGUGUGUCAUCGGGUCAGAGCUGUAUCUGGACGUCAGCUAUCUCCAUUACCUCUAUGACGCCCGCCUUGGCAUCACCAGCUGUAUACGGGCCUGCGGAGUUUGGUCAGCCCCAUACGAUGGUCAGGAUCCCCCACCCGAGGAUUACCAACCUGGUGUUCUGGAGGAGGCCGGCCUUAGAAAGUGGCAAGCGCAGACAGUGCCCCGGAAAAUUUCAUUCGCCCGGGCCUGCCCACCUCAAAACAGUGAGCCACCUGCUGUUCACCAGCCAGAGCUGGAGUGGGAUGAUAGUUACGAUGCUUGCCCGGUGCAGAAUGCUGAGACUGUUGUUGAGAGUAAACUCCCACAGAUGUCCCCUGCUGAGCCUCCCAGGCACAUCCAGGAAAUGAGGAGAUCAGCCACCAUGCUGGUUAAGGGCUCCUACAUUGAGGAAUCUGACUUCCAGGAUGAUGUCAUGGUUUACAACCUUGUUGCCAAGAAAGACAUCAGAGAUGGCGAGGGUGUAAAGCACAAACCCAAAGGGACCCAACUGGAAGAAACUCUUUCGGACUUACCAGAGAAAGGGGCUGUCGUUAGAAAUGGACUAAGCCUUACCCUUCCAACCUCCAGUAGUGAUACUAACAGCACUAAAAGCUCAGACACCAAAUCCAAAGAUGAAAUUGAAUGUAAUUUCAACAUUCAAAACCCCUGUGCUGCUGAGGCUGGAGAUGAUCUUUUGGCUCAGUAUGAGGAACUGAUUCAUACCUUGAACACUGAGGCAAGUGGAAGUCCAGUCACAGUUGACGGGGAGUUCCACAACCAGAUCAAACCCACUGGCGAGGAAGAGGAGGAGGAGGAGGAGAUGGAUUUUAGCGCUUUCUCUGCAGAUACACCAGAACCCGAGAAACUGCCUUCGCCGUUCGGCACCAGUAGAGGUAGAUGUGGGAUUAAAAGCCAUUCAGUACCUUUUACAGGUCCAUUCAUCAGCGUGCUGUUGUCCCGUCUGGAGAACAUGCUGAAAAACUCAGUCCACGUCAACUUGCUGUUGACUGGCAUCCUGGCCCAGUUGGCAGCCUACCCACAGCCUUUGCUCCGCUCGUUCCUUCUCAACACCACCAUGGUCUUCCAGCCAAGUGUCCGCUCUCUUUACCAGGUCCUAGCCUCCCUGAAAAAUGAGAUCGACGAUCUAGCUGUGACCAGGAGAGAUUUUCCUGAGAUGAUCACAGCCGCCCAGCACUGGCUCCUCGCCAGAGAGGCCUCAUUUGGAGCAGAAGACAAACAUGGCAGCGAUCCCAGAGCGUCCAUCAGUGCAGAGGGUGGCAGGAUCUUGAGGAGUUCACCCCCAGCGCAACCUAAAACCAUCUCCCCGGCCCGGACCGAGGUCUUCGCUGCCAUCCUUUUCACAGAGUUCCUGAAAGAACUGGCUGCCAUUGCACAAGAGCACUCCAUCUUAUCCUACAUUCCCAUGGAAGAGUAACGGCGUCUCGCUCGGGCUCAGCGACAUGUUCGUUCGUCAUCUUUUUUUCGAACUUUCUAAAAACUGAUUGUAGAUGGUUUCCUGUUUGUUCGGGUUUUAUUUUUCCAGCACUACUUGACGAAGGACAAAACCUCACAGGCUGAAUGAUCUACAGCUGUUUUGAAAUAACUUAGAAUGAGAUCACAUGUUUUCCUAACAAAGAUUGUCAAAGGGCCUUGGUGGAACAGGUACAUUUUAGCCUUUUCUUUUUUUUUUUACCCUUUUUAACUCAAAACUGUCUUUAUAGACUGUCUUUUAUAUAACCUGUUGUGCAACUGAGCAGGAGGUCUAAAUUUGCAACUUGGGACACGGAGACCCCAUUUACUGCUCUUGGUUUAAGUCCUGUACCGUGCAAUACAACAUGCUAGCUUCAAGUCAACCAGUCCAAAGAUUGAAUAGGAAUGGCGAUCACACAGAAAUCCCCGAUGUCUUUCCUUAAGAGCUUCGGUACAAUGUCCACCAUGGACAUCAGGACCCCAGCCUGGUUAUGAAUGUCCUCUGCAAACAGCUGUAAGUAUGAUGUCCAAAACUCAAGGGUGGUGUCGAACAAAACCUACUUAAGUGGCCUUUCUCGUGCGACGCCAUAGGGCUUCAUAUGUUAACCGAGCACCAAGUGGAGCCUAGGUUUCACACGGUCCUUCGAGAGCGGGAACCCAAAACCUCUCUGCAAAAAUACUGAUCUGACUGUACUUGUUUUGUGUUUGUUAGGUGGGAAUACUGGUUCCGGUGGUGGCGUCAUCACAUUAAUAUCCGUGGAGGCACGUGUCCAAUUUUAAGAAUUACUUUUUGUCUCCACAAACGGAUAAAACCGCCACGGUCUGUUACUCAAGAAAGACUGUUCCACUGCAAUCCUUGUAUUUUAAAUAUAGCGUAUUUGUCUGGACUUUCCUCUGAUGAUUCAGAACUGUACCUCAGGAGCUAUUGAGCACACACACGUUUCAAUCACGGUACUCCAGCGGCCUUGGGUGAAGCCAUAUCUCUGUAAGGCGCCAGCAAUACACGUCCACGUGUUCUUCACCUCUGACGAAUCGACGUGUCGGACUUGUGCGACGAAAACGCGGAGUGCUCCCGAUCUGUUUGUGUUGCCUUAACUUUAGCACCGCUUUAUAUUGUACAUUCAUGUAGGACGAAAUGUUCCAACGUAUUGGCACACUAUGCAAAUUAGGGAUAUCGCAGAUGUAUUUUCUUAUUGGGAGCGGGUAUUUAUGCUUUUCUGAGACUUUCUAUUGCCUUUUUUUUGUGUUAUUUUCAGAGAGGUGAUACUUGAGUUGUUUUUUUUUGGGGGGGGGGGCGUUGUUGCAGUUUUUCCUCACUGUUCUUUGAUUAGGAGAUAUUUGGGCUUUGCGUAUUGUUUAUAGUGGCUAUAAUGGAUUUAAAAUGUCACAACUGGUAGAGCGGUGAUUGUGCUUGCUUAAAAAACAACACACAAUCGGAUGUUAGCAGAUGACCUAGUGCAAAUUCCCUUUAUUAUAGUCCAAAUAUUGGACACGGGUUUUGCUUAUUACACAAGGUGGUACAGUUUUGCGAGCUAUAUUUUGUUACGAAGCAUGCAUGUUAACUUAACUUGCUAGGAGAGGUGUACUUGUCAUUGCUGCCUAAAUUUAGCAUUUGAUUCACAGGCUUGCCUAAUUCUUAGAAUGGGUUCGUUCACACAGGAAUGAAAUAGGUCAUGAAUUAUAUGAAACGAAUGAAAAUCAAUCAGAAAGCUGUUUUGAUAUUUAUAAUUUAUUUUGCACGGUGGGCUUUCAAGAGUAAGUCUAUUUAAAAAAAAAAGUCUCGCUUCUUGCCAGCAUCAACGCUCUUACAAUCUCUAUGAAGCCCAUAAUGUGCACUGUUACACUUUAUAAAGAUUAUGAUGUUUGUCUAUAAGGUGACCAGGAACCCCGGUUUCCGGGUCAAAUGGUGUGUACAACUUGUCCGAUGUAGUUUUUGCAAUUUCGUUUCAUUCAGUUACAAAAAAUAUCUUCUGCUUUCUCAGAUGCACCAGUCUAAUGAAUCGGUCGUGAAAACGUGCAUUUAAAUUAUUUUGUGGACAAAAGGGGGCGAGUACUUAACAAGGCAACUCUAUCUGCACGGCUCAGCGUUUUUGGUUUUUACCGGUUUUCACCGGAAAACACCCAGAUUUUUAAACUGAUUUUCACCCGGAUUUUAUGUUUCCAUAGAUCCAAAAAUUGUUCCUGUUCGUGUGAGGUUAUGUAACAGUGGCCUCUUGUGGCGAAAUUCGGCAUGCUGGAUGGCUUUGAAAAAUAAAAACCGAAAACGCUGAGCCUUGUCUAUCCGAUAGUCUUAUAGGUCGGGCUGUCUCUUUCACGACCUGAUCAAUGUGAACGUCUUGUAUCAUAAGACAAAAAAAAAAUCAAA